Molecule: messenger RNA, 387 nt
Organism: Suillus fuscotomentosus
Lineage: Eukaryota; Fungi; Basidiomycota; Agaricomycetes; Boletales; Suillaceae
Exons: 3
Coding region: 1-387 (128 amino acids)
Source: RefSeq, a predicted model, not a curated record
AUGUUUCACAACAAACAUCCUCCGAAGACUGUCGAAGCGGCACUUUUAGACAGGGUCUCGGAAAAUCAGAGAUCGGCCACUAUGCAGAAUGACGAACAGGAGGACAGUGAAAAGAAGAAAGCUAAAGCUAAUCGAGCCGGUGGCGUAGUACAAGCACAGGCUACCCGCAACACCCGCCGCAAGCGGAAGCGUGAUGAUGUCGACAUCGACUUCGAGCAUGACUCCAACAAGGAGAAUCAUAUCUCUUCGUAUCGUGCGCCCAAGCAGCCGUUUCCGCCUGGUGCUCCCACUAAGCGCAUCUGUCGCGAGAAAACGGGCACCGAAUGGCAGUCAGUCCUUGAUAUUACCAAAUACGGAGAGGAGCUUCUGCUCUCGAACCAGAAAUAG